This is a messenger RNA of Rubroshorea leprosula, 1747 nucleotides long. Lineage: Eukaryota; Viridiplantae; Streptophyta; Magnoliopsida; Malvales; Dipterocarpaceae. The record is from the annotation of a GenBank genome assembly.
AAGAAGGCUUACUUCCAUCCUUCUCAACCCUUGUAUUCUAUUUCUCUUGAGUCUUGACCUCCCUAAUGAACAGCAACCCACAUUGUAAACCAUAUUUUUCAUGUGAGACUCUGCUUUAGCGAGGCACACUUGCCACAUAGCUUCUUUACAUAUGAAUGGCACUUUGUCUGCUUUUCACCCCCGCACCAGAAAGAUAAAUUUUCUCCCCAUAAAAGGCCAAUAAUUGAACCCCCGAAGCCACUUCUGAAACAAUGUAUAAAAACACAGUCUGUUGAAAAGCACUGCAUAUAUCAUUCACUCGUUUCCUUUUCAUCCUUCUACAUCAUGCAUGAUUCAACAGGAAUUCCAGCUUCUUUUUCCUCUGGUGAGAGGCAAACCGAUGAGAAAGCCACCGUGGGAAGAUCUGGACAGAGUGUUUUCAUGUCUGUCUACAGAACAAAACUGGCGAGUCAGUGCCGGUUCAUUACAGUUACAUGGUGUAAGAACUUGUUGCUUCAUGGUCUUUCUGUUUCCGUUCAGGGUCCUAACUCCGACGAGCAUUACCAGUGUAAGGUGGAGAUGAAGCCGUGGCACUUCUGGAGAAAACAGGGGUCGAUGCAUUUUACCGUUGACGGUAGGAGAGUUGAUGUCGUCUGGGACAUUAAAGCGGCAAAAUUCAAUGGGGAGACGGAGCCACAAUCGGAUUACUACGUAGCCAUCGUUUGUGAAGAAGAGGUGGUUUUGGUCCUCGGUGAUUCAAAGAAAGACGCGUAUAGAAAGACCGGUUGCCGGCCGUCGUUGAUCGACCCCAUCUUGGUCUCGAGAAGGGAACAUGUGUUCGGCAAGAAGAAGUUUUCAACGAAGGUUCGAUUGGACGAGAAAGGAAAUUUUCAUGGAAUCUCGAUUGAGUGUAAUAAUUCAGCUGGGUUUGAUCCAAGAAUGGAGAUAAAGGUAGAUGGGAAAUUAGCCAUUAAUGUUAAGCAUCUUCAAUGGAAGUUCAGAGGAAAUGAAUUCAUAAACUUAGGCAAAAAUGGGGUCGAAGUGUAUUGGGAUGUUCAUGAUUGGCUCUUUGGGUCCAGUCCAAGGCAUGGUCUGUUCAUAUUCAAGCCAAUUUCCUCAGCGGUAGCGGUGGCGCCCCCAGGACCGACUACAUCAGUAUCAACAGCGUCGUCACCUAAUCUCGAGGGACUACUGAUGAAUCCUGGAUCAAGGAAUGAUGAUCAUUCCAGCUUCUGCUUGUUUCUCCAUGCUUGGAAAGUAGAGUGAUUAAUUAAUUAAUUAAUAUUUUUGUGAAUGAUGUUGGCACCAUCAACAUCAAUACAUGAUUCAUACAUGUGCAUAACUGGCAACCCACCAUGACACAUGCAUCAUGUUCUAUGGGUAAAGGUGGUGGAUCAAGCCAACAGAGACAUAUGAAAAUGGAGGAUUAGGGUAUGGGGUCCAGUGAGAGUGGAAGAUGGUCACAGGUUGAACAAGAUUGGACAGGCCAGAUUGGAUUUUACAUACACAUCUAAUAUUCCUCACCCAAUAAAAUUUGUCUGUCAAAAGAGGUCGAAGGUAUAUGUCCAAAAGAAUAUGAAUAUGCAAUGGUAGCCUAAUAAUAUAUAUGCUUUUGAUAACAUGGAGUUUGGUGGUGAAUAGGUGAUGGAAUUGCCCCAUCAAAAGAUGUGUGUAAACUGUUUUUUUCACAAAUGGAACUUGUCUUUUUCUCUUUUGUAGUAGUUUUUAAGCUUUGGAAGGCAAGUAGUAUUAAAGUGCAUUUCCAAAC